This is a messenger RNA of Acanthosepion pharaonis, 636 nucleotides long. The record is from the annotation of a GenBank genome assembly. NCBI's taxonomy places the organism in Eukaryota, Metazoa, Mollusca, Cephalopoda, Sepiida, Sepiidae.
AUGUCAAUAUUCUUUGCAUACUUUCUCUCUUGUAAUAACUCCUCCCUAAUCUUCUUUUCCUGUUUUCUUUCCCUUCCUGUCUUCUUUCUCUUCCUUUCUUCUUUCCCUUCUUUUUUUCUUUCUUUUCUUUCCUUCUUUCUCUUCCUGUCUUCUGUUCCUUCCUGUCUUCUUUCGCAUCCUGUCAUUUUUCCCUUCCUGUCUGCUUUUCAUUUUUAUCUUCUUUUCUUUCUAGUCUGCUUUCUCUGCCUGUCUUUUUUUCCUUUCUGUCUACUUUCCCUUUCUGUCUUCUUUUCCAUUUCUGUCUACUAUCCCUUUCUGUCUUCUUUACCAUUCCUGUCUACUUUCCCUUUCUUUCUUCUUUUCCAUUUCUGUCUACUUUCCCUUUCUGUCUUCUUUUCCAUUUCUGUCUACUUUCCCUUUCUGUCUUCUUUUCCAUUUCUGUCUACUUUCCCUUUCUGUCUUCUUUACCAUUCCUGUCUACUUUCCCUUUCUUUCUUCUUUUCCAUUUCUGUCUACUUUCCCUUUCUGUCUUCUUUUCCAUUUCUGUCUACUUUCCCUUUCUGUCUUCUUUACCAUUCCUGUCUACUUUUACAUCCUGUCUUCUUUCCCUUCUUGUGUCCCCAUAAUGAAAAAUAA